Messenger RNA from Monopterus albus (swamp eel), 1488 nucleotides. RefSeq names its product malate dehydrogenase 2, NAD (mitochondrial) (gene mdh2). The record is from RefSeq and is a predicted model, not a curated record. Gene Ontology annotation, molecular function: L-malate dehydrogenase (NAD+) activity. Gene Ontology annotation, biological process: malate metabolic process; tricarboxylic acid cycle. Gene Ontology annotation, cellular component: cytoplasm; mitochondrion. NCBI's taxonomy places the organism in Eukaryota, Metazoa, Chordata, Actinopteri, Synbranchiformes, Synbranchidae. Bases 98 to 1111 code for a protein of 337 amino acids. The transcript has a single exon.
GUUUGCUCGUGGCUAGAGGACGUUGGUGUCACAGAGGAGAGGUGCUCAUAAUUUCUUUUUAUUUUCGCUAGAUUAGGAGAUAAGUAACGAAAGCAAAAUGUUUUCACGUGCUGUGAGACCUGCUGUUAGCCUCGCCCGGAGCUUGUCCACCUCGUCGCAGAACAACGCCAGAGUAGCAGUGCUCGGAGCUUCAGGCGGCAUAGGCCAGCCGCUAUCUUUGCUGCUCAAGAAUAGCCCUCUGGUGAGUCACCUCUCCCUAUAUGAUAUUGCCCACACCCCCGGGGUGGCUGCAGACCUUAGCCACAUCGAAACAAGGGCCCAAGUAACCGGCUACCUAGGUCCGGACCAGCUGGAUGCUGCUCUGCAGGGCUGCGAUGUCGUGGUCAUUCCUGCCGGUGUGCCCAGAAAACCCGGUAUGACCCGGGAUGACCUCUUCAACACAAACGCCACCAUUGUAGCCACCUUGUCUGAUGCCUGUGCCCGCAAUUGCCCCGAAGCCAUGGUCCUCGUCAUUGCCAACCCUGUCAACUCAACUAUCCCUAUUACAUCAGAGGUCAUGAAGAAGCGAGGAGUAUACAACCCCAACAGAGUGUUUGGUGUCACAACACUAGACAUUGUCAGAGCAAACACUUUUGUGGCAGAGCUCAAAGGCCUCGACCCAGCUCGUGUCAGUGUACCAGUCAUUGGAGGUCAUGCUGGGAAGACCAUCAUCCCCCUCAUUUCUCAGUGCACACCCAAAGUAGAGUUCCCUGCUGACCAGCUGUCUACCCUGAUCAGCAGGAUCCAGGAAGCUGGCACAGAGGUGGUGAAGGCCAAGGCUGGAGCUGGGUCUGCCACUCUCUCCAUGGCCUAUGCUGGUGCCCGCUUCACUUUCUCUGUCCUGGAUGCCUUGAAUGGAAAAGAGGGUGUUGUUGAGUGCGCCUUUGUCAGGUCUGAGGAGACUGAGUGCAAGUACUUCUCCACACCUCUCCUGCUGGGGAAGAAUGGCAUUGAGAAGAAUCUUGGGCUUGGCAAGCUGUCUGCCUUCGAGGAGAAGCUGGUGGUUGAUGCCAUUGAUGAGCUGAAAGCUUCAAUCAAGAAGGGCGAGGAUUUUGCAGCUAAAAUGAAGUGAACAGCAGGCAUCAAGUUAAUCAAAAACAAACAACUGUGACUGAUAGUUUGUUGUCUUACCUUAAGAGACAUCUGGGUAAUUCUACAGAUUUGUUAGUUUCCUCUUUUUUUUUGUUUUAGCAGUAGUCAGGCUUCCAUCCAGUUAUACUGGUGUUGACCUUGAUCUUUAUUGCUAUGUAUUGCUUCACUUAUGUUUUAAGACCUGGCUUUAUCAUCCACCCAUGAUUUAUGUACAUACUGUACUGUAACUUGUCUAUAUUUUGCAAAUGUCAAAUGUGAAACAUUUCAUGUUUUCAUGUACAGUCUGUAUUAAUGGGGAUUUCUCAGCUGAAUGAUGAGCCACAUACUCCACCAAUAAACUGUGUAGCUUUAAAAAUA